Molecule: messenger RNA, 4043 nt
Organism: Engraulis encrasicolus (European anchovy)
Lineage: Eukaryota; Metazoa; Chordata; Actinopteri; Clupeiformes; Engraulidae
Gene: sesn1
Product: sestrin 1
Exons: 11
Coding region: 98-1756 (552 amino acids)
Biological process (GO): cellular response to leucine starvation; cellular response to L-leucine; positive regulation of macroautophagy
Cellular component (GO): nucleus
Molecular function (GO): oxidoreductase activity, acting on peroxide as acceptor; L-leucine binding
Source: RefSeq, a predicted model, not a curated record
GCCAGCGGCGCAGUCGAGACGUGCUUUCUGUUACAAAACGUCAUGAAAUAAUCUGGCCCGUGGAAAAUAGGUUUUUGAAAAAGUCAUCAAAUCAACGAUGGAGGAUGUUCGCGAAAUCAUGGCGAGGUGGGACGCGUUGGGCAGCCGCGACCCGAGUUCAAGGGAGUCGGCUAUGGAACUCAUCAGCCAAGAGGUUCUGAGGCGCGCCCAAGGGAUCGAACCGGCGUCCCCCGGCGACGCAGCGACUGGUCCCCAUGUGGCAGCCGAUCUGAAUGACAUGUUGGCUCGCAUCCUCAUGCUCUCCAAGCGCUGUCCCUUCCGCAACAUCAGGGAGAAGUGUGCCUGGGUACUUCAAAGCGUCCAGGAUAUGGGAGUACGUAUCCCCAGGCCGCUUGGAAACGGGCCAAGCAGAUUUAUCCCAGAGAAGGAAAUCCUGACGGUCAGCAAGGUUGAGGAGCGUAUGGAGUCCAUCUUCGAGGACGCCUUCGCCACGCUGGGCCGCGUGGACAACAUCUCCAUGGUGAUGGGCUUCCACCCACAGUACCUGGAGAGCUUCCUGCGCACCCAGCACUACCUGCUGCAGAUGGACGGCCCCCUGUCACUACACUACAGGCAUUACAUAGGCAUCAUGGCUGCGGCACGGCACCAGUGUUCGUACCUGGUGAACCUGCACGUGAACGACUUCCUCCAGGUGGGGGGCGACCCCAAGUGGCUGAAGGGCCUGGACAUGGCCCCCUGCAAGGUGCAGAUGCUGGGGGAGCUCAACAAGAUCCUGGCCCACCGGCCUUGGCUGCUCACCAAAGAACACAUCGAGAAGCUGCUGAAGGCGGAGGAGAACAGCUGGUCGCUGGCGGAGCUGAUCCACGCGGUGGUGCUGCUGACCCACUACCACUCGCUGGCCAGCUUCACCUUCGGCUGCGGCAUCAGCCCCGAGAUCCACUCGGACGGCGGACACACCUUCCGGCCGCCCUCGCUCAGCGUCAGCGCCGGCGGAUAUUGCGCCUGCGACAUCGCCAACGGCAACGGCCAACUCGCCACCACCGAGGAGAUGCUGCUGGACGCCAAUCACCAGGGUGUGGAGGUGGGCGGGGAGGUGGAGGUGCUGAUGGAGCGCAUGCGGCUGCUGCAGGAGUGCCGAGACGAGGAGGAGGCCAGCCAGGAGGAGAUGGUCAUGCGCUUCGAACGCGAGAAGACCGAGAGCAUGCUGGUGGCCACCGCAGAGGACGAGGACAGUGUGCAGUCCAGAGACGUGUCACGCCACUUUGAGGACCCCAGCUACGGCUACAAGGACUUCUCCAGGAGAGGAGAGCACGUGCCUACCUUCAGAGUGCAGGACUACAGCUGGGAGGACCACGGCUACUCGCUGGUGAACCGGCUGUACCCGGACGUGGGCCAGCUGCUGGACGAGAAGUUCCAGAUGGCGUACCACCUGACCUACAACACCAUGGCCAUGCACCAGGGCGUCGACACUUCCAUGCUGCGCCGCGCCAUCUGGAACUACAUCCACUGCAUGUUCGGCAUCCGCUAUGACGACUAUGACUAUGGGGAGAUCAACCAGCUCCUGGACCGGAGCUUCAAGGUCUACAUCAAGACCAUGGUCUGCUGUCCAGAGAAGACCACCAAGAGAAUGUACGAGAGCUUCUGGAGGCAGUUCCAGCACUCUGAAAAAGUACAUGUAAAUUUGCUUCUUAUGGAAGCACGUAUGCAGGCGGAGCUGCUGUAUGCUCUGAGAGCAAUCACCCGAUACAUGACAUGAAGUGCUUUGGCUCUUUUUUUCUCUCCUUCUGUUUUUACUGUUAUCAUUGUUGCUAUUGUGAGAAACUUACAAAAUGCUAUACAAUUAAAAAAAAAACUUUUUUAAUGAAAAAAAAAGAAAAACGUACAGGAAAAUCAGAAGAACGCAAGAAUGUCAAAGAGGAAGGUCGUUGGUCGGAGACAAGACAAUGCAUCUUCCAUGAAAAGGAUGAAUGGGAACAGCAAUACAAAAAAAGAGUGGACGAAUGAAUGAAUGAAAAGGACAAUUCAGAAGGAAAACAAAAAAAAAAUCCUCGUCUAUAGCAAGAGGCGUGUGUUUUUUUUGCUUGAGCCCACCGCUGAAUGACUUCUUUGGUCUAGCCAGCUGACCCAGCUGUGAGGCUUGCAGUGCCAUGGCCUGACCACAGGAGGGCGUCUGAACCACAAAACUCCCAGAGUCGUUUAUAGAGAUAGAUCUUUAUGUAUGGCUCUGAAAACUCCCCCUACCCUUCCCACUGCCCAACGCUUCGGGCUAUAAAGGAGGCCAUCAGACUGACUUGAAGAGAUCCAACAGAGGUGGGACGUCUUCACUUGUGUCGUGAAGGAGUCACACCCUCUGUUGUGACAAGGAAAUGAAAAACAACCAGGACUUUCUAAAAGAGGGGGAGACAUGAGAGAACAAUUACCCCCUCUGCCACCCUCCCCCACCCCAACUCCCUUCAUGUGCACUCAUACUGCACGAGCAUAUUACUGAAUUUUCUCUCUGGUUCCAGCAUUAUCAUUAUCAGUAAUUAUUUUUCUAUUACGAUUGUUGUCAUUUUUUUGUGCGUAAGUAUGUUUGUGUUUUUUUCUGUGUGUGUUUUUGUUGGGGAAUGGCUUGAGGUUGGAGUAUUAUUUUUGUUGUUGUGGUCGUUGUUUUUGACAUUGUGCCUGAACCGCAGACAGUCCUGAAUGUCUGAUGGUGCUGCUCAAUACGCUUAAACCCCUGAAAAGACGCCCCGUAUCCCCCCACUACUCCAACAUUUCUGGAUAAGUAGUUUCCGUGAUUUUAUCUGACCAACCCAACCAUAACCCCAGUAUCAAAUCCUGAACCUCUAUUACCUGAAUAUGUAUAAGCUAACCUUCAGAGAAAGUGAAUGAGUGUGCGUGCGUGCCUGUUGUUCAGUAAGUGUGUGUAUGUGAGCUGAAUGACUGAAAGAGAGAGAGAAAAUCAGAGAAUCGCUGCCUGAGCCCUGUUUUAAAAGGUUUACUGUAAAAACAACACCACUUUGUUUCAGCGUUGUGACAUUUCCAAAGUGUUUUCAGGAAAACAAACAAAAAAAGAAAAAGACUAACAGAAAAAAAAUGGAAAAGUGAAAACCAUAUCAAAAACAGAAUCUAGCCUUUUUUGUUGUUGGAAAUUUCAAACGUUGGAAAGAAAAAAUCAAAGGCACUUUUAUUUUUUAGACCAGCUAAAUGGCUUUGGCUUAUAGUAGCAGUAUGGUGUGGUGACCAUUUCUUAUGCGUAACAAAAGUUAAAAAAAAAAAAAAACUGAUUGGAAAAAAAAAUCUUUCAAGAAAAAAAACAACAGAAAGAAGUCUUCCUGCCUGUGUUAUCCAUGCUGGUGUUAUCCUGACACCUUCAGUACUUGGCCUGUCUUCCUUUUCUCCUACGUUACCCAUAAUAUGGUCACCCUCCCAAAAACAAAUACCCAGGCCUCGACUUCCAAGCAAAGUCGAGGUCUUGGGUUAUCAGUAUAAGCAAGAUAUUAAAAUACCUCCUGAUAUUUGCAUUGUGUUUAGUGUGUUGGUUUUUUUUCUUAACUUCUUAAAAGUGCUCUUCACUGAGCUUUUGUGACGCAGAUGAGUAUAGUCUGCUCAUGUGCAGAAAGCAGACGUGCUUAAGACGUCUAUCAUUGUCACCCCUGACACUGCAGUCAGAGGCUGAACGAAGCUUGUUUUUUGUUGUUGGGUUUUUUUGUUUGUUUUUUUAUUCCCAAACAUAACCAGUGUAACUAAGCAGAGUUUUUUCACUUUAGGUUUGUGGAGGGAUCUUCACUGUUAUUUCAUUUGGGUUUUUGUUUGUUUACUAAUAAAACAGCACAGUACUGCAUUCUGUCGGCAUCUUUGUGGAACAGAGAUGGGUGGAGAGAAGAGAGAGAGGGGAUGGUACUUUUUUUAAUUUCCAUUUAUUUUCCUUUUCCAAGAAGACUGUAAAAGACAAGAUUGAAAAGUUUUUUUUUUUUUACCAAACUUCUGAGACUGACUUCGGUUACUGACAGUUUUAUAAGAAAACAGAAAAAAAACAAUAAAAGAUUAUGAGAUUUGAA